GCAGAAGCUAAUCAUGUCUGCCAUUUUUAAUUUCCAGAGCCUGCUGAUAGUGAUUCUCCUGUUAAUAUGUACCUGUGCUUACCUGCGUUCCCUGGUCCCCAAUUUACUAGAUAAAAAUAAAACCGGAGUCCUUGGCAUAUUUUGGAAGUGUGCAAGGAUUGGUGAAAGAAAAAGUCCAUAUGUUGCAGUCUGCUGUGUAGUAAUGGCCUUCAGCAUCCUCUUCAUGCAGUAGUCCUGAAAUAAUAUGACAAUGUAAUGUUCGUUUUUGGCCAAGACACAUUUUUCAACUAAAUAUAUGUACAGAACACAAACAUUGUUUUUUUUAAGCCUUGACUCUCAGAAAUGUGUAUACAUGGACCAACUGUCUUUUGCCGAGGAAUACUUUUACUUUUCAUAUUCUGCAUUUGUGAAGAAAUCUGUUCAAAUAUGGACCUAACUGCUAUUUGGAAGCAUGGUGGGCUGUCUUGUCAGAAGGGCUAUGGGUUUUUAAAGCAAUAUGAUCUCCAAAAUAAAAUGGUUCUGCCCUUUUCCCUACAUAAAUUUCUUAAAUAUAACAUUCACAAGUGAUAACUGCUCUUCUUUAGACCCAGUUAAAUGUAGUUCACACUUCCUAUACCUAAAUAACUUGUCAGCUACUUAGUUUGGCCAUAAACUGUUCCUUUUUCCCAAAUGUAGUUUGCUAGCUAUACCUAAAUAUGCAAAUCAAAAUUGUUUUGGCCACAAGAUGUUUUUAAACUUCUUAUUGUUGAGUAAACAAACAAUACACAAUAUUUAAAAUCUACCCAUCAAAUUGGAGAUGGUAUGUCACUCUUCAUUUAGAAAACCACCAAUGAUGAUUGGUGGCUGAAUGUACUGAACAUCUAUUGGCUGUUAACCAUGUUUCUGGAAUCCUUCUACUCAAAUAUGUUUUGAGUUAGUGUGUCAGUAUUUAGCCCAAGUUGCUGAGUCUAGGGAAUGAUGUCCUUGCAUAUAUGUAUGUUUGAAAACUCUGUGGUGACAAGAGAGUGAUUUCAACAAAAAAAACUGUGUUUUGUGGUGAAACAUUCUCCAGUUAAAAUAAAGAUUCUGGAAAAGAAA
This is a messenger RNA of Xenopus laevis (African clawed frog), 1077 nucleotides long. It is a transcript of the gene tmem167a.L, whose product is annotated as transmembrane protein 167A L homeolog. Lineage: Eukaryota; Metazoa; Chordata; Amphibia; Anura; Pipidae. Gene Ontology annotation, cellular component: Golgi membrane. The record is from RefSeq and is marked provisional.